AUGCUUGCAAUCUAUAUAAACACUUACAAAGACAAGGAGCACGACUCGCCCCCGUGGACCUUGGUGCACAAUGUCGAGGAGCCCGAACUCGCGCCCUCGAGCCGACCAGCUAAGAAGGCACGAUCCUCACAGGCGUCGCAUGAAGACAAGGAGGCAGUUGCCGCGAUGAUCGGCUCUUUGGACAGCAUCGCCGCACGCCUCGAAUCCAUUCAAGAGCGGCCUGAUUUGGUGUGCAAGCGCAAGGCACACAUGAGGGACCCCGAGGAGUCCUCACGACCGCCAGCGAAAUGGCGUGCUCGCUGCGGCUGGCCGUACGGCUACUCCAACUUCACCCGGGCACAUGACGAUGGUUCUCAGAACCUGUGCCUCAAGUGCUUCCCCGAGGUAGGGGCAGAAAGUCGCAAGAAGGCGGCUGGGCAGCAGCCGUCCGACACGGAGUCCACUGACAGCUACGUUGUCAUGGAUACCGGCCUGCGAGCACUUCUCCUGGACGCUGGAGCGUCAGAUGACCUGAUCGCCUACGUCGCGACCAAAGGCAUCCUCUCCACCGCGAUCUUCGCCGAGAUGGGCGAGGACGUGAAGGAGUUUGAUCAAGCUAUGGUACAGCCGCUCGCCUCGCCAUUCAAGCUCCAGGACGGCAAGGUGUUUGAAGUGAGCGACGCCGAGCUGCCAGUGGCACGCGCAAGACUGCGCCACGCCUGGCGAAAGGCUCGCGAGAAGUCAGCACCAAACACGGCGAGCAGCUCCCCGACCACGACCGCAGCCGCAGUCACCGCGACUUCCAAGACAAAGGAGCUACCGCCCGGGUAUUGGCAGCAGCAGAUACACAAGUAUGAAGCCGUGCUCAUACAUGGAGUUCCUCGCAAGUUCCCCGAGAUGACUCUCUUAGGAGCCGAGGCCGUCAUCGCGAAGCUCCUCAACGACGCCAAGAACUUCGCCCGCAACGCGAUCCCCUUGGAGGAGAUCGUACAGCACAGGCACUUCACUGCGGCGCUCCUCCCCAACAACCUGAGCUCAGCCCGCAAAAGGGCCCGGUCACAGGAACAGGUCACCACUUUGGUCGUGAACGCCGACCUUCAGCUCGAGGCCGAACCCGAGACGCCUUGGAAGCCGAAGAGCCAGGUCGCCAUUCUCGACUGCCUCGAGGCCGUUCGCGUCGCCCUGAUCUUCAUCGAGUACGCCCCGGAGAGCGACAUCGACGAGUACUUUUCAUGGUGGCAGCGGUUGGUGCGCAGCCGCCCCAACAAGAUCGACCAGCUCAAGAUCCACUGGGAGAAUACAUCGUGGCGCAUCGCUCUCGCGCUGCGCAAGAAGCAGCCUUUCAGGGACAUCGCGCACGAGAUCAUGGCCGACAGCCAGCUCCUCCAAGAAGCAAUGAGCACAGAAGCUCAGCCAGAUCGCCCCGCACGCGCCCCAAAAAACACCGACAUCCUCGUGGAGGCAGAGGCCGAGGCAAGGGUCGAAACGGCAAAGGCCAGCAGCGGUGGUGGGAGCGCUCGGAAGGCAAAGGGAAUGGCAAGGGUGGCGGAAAGCAUCGCUACCAACCUCAAUACGAUCGCCAGUGGAACCACUACCAAGGCCGCGGUCGCCAACACGAGGAAGAUCGCCCACACUGGCAAGGUCACGGCAAAGGUCGCCAGCACGACGACGACAGAUCGCAAUGGCGCCAGACCGAUUGGCGACAGCAGCACGUCGCCAUUGCCCCGCUCCCGAAGAUCCCCCGACGACGACAAGAAGGAGCUACCUCAACCGGUGACGCUCCGCAGCAAGGCCGAGACCAUCCGCAUCAAGAACGGCGAUCGCCCGCCCGACAUCGUCCUGCUCAGUUUCUUUGAUGGCCUCGGCACCGCUUGUUUGAUUUGCGACGAGCACUGCAGCAGCAAUGGUCUCCAGUGGCGUGGCGCAUCGUGGGAGAUCGACCCUAACUUGAAGAAGUUGUUACACGACCACUUCCCCGACGUGGUGCAACGUGGCGACUUCGACCAGGAGACGCCCGAGUCUUUGCACAACUUGGUCCAGGAGCUCGACCCGACGGGACGAGCGACUGUGGUCAUAGCAGGAGGUCCUCCAUGUCAUGACUUUUCACGCAUUCGCUCAGACGCACCUGGUCACCAAGGUACGGAGGGAUCCAAGUUCGCUCGCUUCGCCCAGCUAGUGGUGGACUUGGAAAAGAGAUGGCAACGACCUCGCGCCGUCGUCAUGGUGGAGAACGUCAUCCCACAGAACAGAGCAGAUAUGCGCAAGAUCGAGAAGUCCCUCGACUCGCCCGCCGUGGUCCAUGACGCCGCAGACUUCGGCGCCAUAUCCCGACCAAGAGUCUGGUGGUGCAGGGUGCCAUGGCAGGAAAUCGCCCAUCGAUCCGAUUGUCCUCUUCGCAUCCGGUGGUCGACUAUGCAAGGCAUCCCACGAGUGCAUUUCGACCUUGUCAAGGACGACCCGCACGCUUUUAAGACCGAAGGACUUUCUUUGCCGAGGUGCCUGGUCGAGGAGGGCAAGCCGCUCCCGUGUCUCACAACAUUUUUAGACGACCCACAAGGACGCCCCGCUCCACGCAGCAGUAAGGGCAAAAUCAGCAGCGAAGCGAAUCAACGAUGGCGUGCCGAUCGACAACGAUUCGCUCCUUGGCAUUACGAAGCAGGUGUCAUGAUGGCGGACAGUCAAGGCCGCUUCGUGAUUCCUCCACCAUCGGUGAAGGAGCAAUGGCAUCACUUGCCACCAGGUGUCAUGAUGGCGGACAGUCAAGGCCGCUUCGUGAUUCCUCCACCAUCGGUGAAGGAGCAAUGGCAUCACUUGCCACCAGGCUGGACCAGCAAGCUCUCCGAGCACGAGCGCCACAAAGCGCUAGCCAAUGGCUGGCACGCUGGAGCCGCACGCCUGAUCUUCAUCAUGGCCAUGUUUGCCGCGACGCCCGCAAUGGCGGACAAGGAGCUCAACCCGCUAGGGGGAACCGCGCUCGACAUAGCAGCUGGCUUGUGGCAAGGUCGCCCGCCACUCCUAGGCCCGGGACCUGGCGACUACGACUCUUUUGACCUCUCCUACCUGCAGGACCCCGCGGAGCACUGGAAGUUGUCACGACACAUGCCCCAUCCGGACCACCGCGACGCAUUCAUGGAGCCUGGUUUGCAACAGUGGAUUCGCAUCUGGGUCCAGAUGCGCGCCCAUUUGGCAGAACUACGCCUCGCAGUCGUGGAACAGGUCGAAGAGAUGGUUGUGGAAAUGGAAGACGAGACCAAGUCCUGGUACCAGAGCCUCCGCCCUCACGUACAGAAGGCCUACCGGAGCACUACGGGAGUGUGCACUUUACAGCUGCCCGCGCUUCGCAGGAUCUGUGAACUGUUUGGCUGGCAGGACCUUGACAUUUUCGACGAGCUCACACAGGGUUUUCGUCUUCUAGGACCUCUAGCUCCGGGACUUGGCUGGAAACGACGCAAUGACGACCGCUACGCCAACCCUCUGGACCUCGCGGAGUUCAUGGUUAAGAACAAACAGUACGUCGUCGACAAUUUUCGUCGAUGCCGCGUCGACCCCUGCUGGAAACAGAUGGCAGACGAGAUAGCCGCCGAUGUGUCACUCGGGCGCAUGGAAGGUCCGUUCACCAGCCCUCCGGACUGGCCCAAAAGCGCAGUGCCGCUCGCAUCGCACGAGCACACAAGCAAGCUGCUCGAGGGCCCACGCGAACACCAGCCGACAUGCUUCGCGUUCGCAGUCCACCAGGUCGGGUCCGAUGGCCGCCCCAAAGUACGCCGCGCCGAGGACUGGAGACGCUCCUUCGCUAACGUCACGGUCGCAGCGGAGGACUCCCCGCCGUACCACGACGUCAACUCCUACGUGCAGCUGGUUCGCGCCAUCAAGGAGAUCGACCCGCAGGCCGAGAUCCUCAUAUGGGGCCUUGAUCACGAGUCGGCCUACAGACAGCUCCCACCCGUCGCACACCUACGUGGUUCUCGCGACGCCCGAAGGAGUGACUCUCUGGUCAUCCAAGGUGUCGACAUUCUCGUGUCCCACGAGUCCGUCACAGUGCAUGGCACAGAAGAGCGACGACAGAGGCUCGACGAGGCGCUCGCGGACGUGCUCACCCAGGUCGCUCGCACGCUGCAGCUCUUCGGCCCCUGUUUCGCAGAGCUCGACUCACAGGUGCUGGUCGUCAUCAUCGCGAUUGGAGACUCGAUGGACAGAUUCGCCAUGGGAUCGGCGCACUCGGUUCUCUACGCCGACGCGUUCUUCAACCUCUUCGACAAGGACUGGAAACCAUCCGACGAGGACAUUCCCAACUGGGGAAGGACACCUCCGGAGACGCUCCGCAACGGAUGGGGCUUCGUGGUGACUGUUCAGAGACAGACCUACUUCGCUCACGGCAGGGUACCGUACUGGUUCGUGCGAGCAUUCACAAGUCGACGGGCAUACAUCUACAUGCUAGAGAUCGUGGCUCAGAUCUUGCCUCUGUUCGCCAUGGAGGACCAGCUCUCUUCGUGGACAACGAACCCGCACGCCACGCUCUCACCCGAGGCUUUGGCAAGGAUGAGUCGAUCAACUGCUUGCUACAACAUGCAUGGCGCUUCUUGGAAGAACAUUCCUUUCGCCCAGCAUGGCAGCGUGUUACGUCGUCAGCCAACGUCAGCGACUCCGUCAGCCGCGGUGAUCUUCGCCACGCUCGAGCCGAAGGUUGGAUCGAACUACAGAGAGAUUGGGACAGUCUUUUCGAAGAACUUCUGUUGCCCGCCUUUAUCCACCGGUCAGCUCAGUCCAUCAUGUGGCCACGGUACCGCAGUCGACUUUCCCGCUGGCACGCGGAUCUUGGUUCCAAUGAACAUUGCCAUGACGGACAAGGAAGUUUGGGGCGUGGAUGCCUUUGAGUUCAAUCCCAGCAGACCGGGGCUGCAGGAGCGGAAUAUGGUCUUCGCAAACGUCGGGGCGGCAGGCAGUCGAGUUUGCCCAGGAGCUGGAAUUGCCAUUGACACCUGUGUAAAAAUUCUCCAAGUGCUUGGUGAAGUUCGCCGCAGUCAUAGACACAACUCUUGA
Molecule: messenger RNA, 5019 nt
Organism: Symbiodinium sp. CCMP2592
Lineage: Eukaryota; Dinophyceae; Suessiales; Symbiodiniaceae
Source: the annotation of a GenBank genome assembly